AGCUGAGCGGCCCGACUGCGUGGAUUUGGGGAUUACCGAAUACAACUCCACCCUCAAAAACCGAUUCCGUUCAACGAAGUUCACCUGAUUAACCUGGCAGGAUGAGAUCACCAUCAGUUAAAUUUGCUCUUAUAUACAUGAUGCUUGAAGACAUCAUGUAUAUAUAUCUGGUUGAGACGACCCUGCUCGUAUGCCGUUACAUGAAGGCCCGCACUAAACGCAGGAGACGUCGUACUCUCGAAAUUGCGAGGCAAUACAGUGUUUUGAACAAGGUUCCCUUGCAGAUCGAACGCUUGAACAGGCUCAUUCAUGUCACAGAUACAGAUUGUAUGGAUGUGUGCUUCCAUAAAUAUUUGUACCAUCAACAACACAAAAAAAUCAAGCUUGGUAGAUAUACGUCUAUCAUCCAUCAUCUUAGUUCCAUCAAGUUGAGUAAUUGUUCUAGUUGGCUAGAGAUAGGUUUAAGGGGAGGGGGUAGAUAAAUGUCAAUCAUAGAAUCAAUGUUAACCAUUCUAUUUAAGCAUCCAGUACCUCACUUUGAUUUACACAAACAGAUUCAUGCUCCAAAAAUUCCCUCGGCCAACAUGAUCCCCCCCACAAGCAGCCUAUUUGUAUUAUGGUAAUUGGUCGCCCGAGGCUGACGAGAUCGUGUUAAACACGACCAUCAGGCUGAAAGGAGCGACGAACUGAGUGCUCCAUGACUUCCCCCAUUGGUUUGUGAUGACAGCGCAGCAGGAGGUGGCGGCGAAGAUGUCUAUCCAAGUAACUGAGUCAGAGAUCAAGCAGGGACUUGAUUUCAUGAAACUUAGGUACGACAUAUUCAAGAGGUUGCAGGAUGACGGAGCUUCGUGGGACGUCGGGGCGGCGUUUGUACGGGCUAGUGACGACCUCUGGGCAACAAUACUCCAGAGAACUCCUUUCGCCGGGGCAUAUUACCACCGUGAUGACCCUUAUUUCUCGAAGCUCGCUUGCUUGUUCGGGUUAGGCAAAGUGAAGAAGGAAGAGGAUGUAGAAGUUGUACUCAUAUCUGACCGGACGGAGAAGGUAUCCGCUGAUGAGCCAAGUUGUUACGAGAUUACUAGGUGUGACGCAGAGGUGACAUCGCCGACUAUUUUCCCACCACGUACGGUCUGCCGGAAGCUAUUUCCGGAGGAUGACGAACCCCCGACGAAUCGCGAAUCAACAAAUGAAGUUGGCAUUUGUUUCAUUGACUUGGAUGCCGAUGGGCAGCUACGCACUAGGUUUGAGAAGGGUAGGGACUUGCCCACCGUACCCGACGGGAAGAAAGACAAGGGUGGCCCGUCAAGGGUCUCACCAAACACGAGCUCGUGUGCGUCGAACUCACCUAAGCAGCUUGGCCGUAUAUUUACAAAAAGCCAAGAGUGUAGAUCGGGUAGAAUGGAUAUUGCUCAUGGGUGCCCAAGUGAUUAGCUAUGCGAUGUUGGUAUAAUAUAUGUCGCUGAUUUUGAAAAUUUCUGUUUGGGACUUACCUUUUGCUACUAGUAGAAGCUUUAGUCAUCAUGUAGUAGUUAAAGCUUAUUAUGAAUAGGUUUGGCAGUACCUAUGUUAUGGUGUGGUGUGUCCAUAUGUAUUGUGAAUAGGGUGUUUCGUGUAGUGAAGAGGGCAAUUUUAAGUUGGCCUUUGUCA
Messenger RNA from Salvia splendens (bonfire salvia), 1647 nucleotides. RefSeq lists its product as uncharacterized. The record is from RefSeq and is a predicted model, not a curated record. Bases 721 to 1431 code for a protein of 236 amino acids. The transcript is spliced from 3 exons. NCBI's taxonomy places the organism in Eukaryota, Viridiplantae, Streptophyta, Magnoliopsida, Lamiales, Lamiaceae.